Armigeres subalbatus is the source of this 666-nucleotide messenger RNA. RefSeq lists its product as uncharacterized. The record is from RefSeq and is a predicted model, not a curated record. Bases 6 to 578 code for a protein of 190 amino acids. The transcript is spliced from 2 exons. Lineage: Eukaryota; Metazoa; Arthropoda; Insecta; Diptera; Culicidae.
UCUUAAUGUGUCGGAUAACUUCUAGAAUGCCAUUGAAAAUCAUUUUCCCCUAUUUGCUAUUGGUGCUAUGGACCGGUACAUCUAUGGCCGCAUUCGAUGUUAUGUUCGAAAAAAUUGAACAAAUCAACGGAUCCGAUACGGUCAGCGUGAAGCAGAUGCGUGUCCGAAAGUUCAAUCGAACGAUCUCCGUGCUGGAUGGAAUCAUGGAUCUUAAGGUUUUGGCUGACGAUAACUACGAGAUAACCAUUAAGGCAGCCUACAGCUCCAAAGGAAACAACCAGUUCAAUCAGUAUCCGAUGAAGAUUGCUCCGACUAAAAUUUGCGAGUUCGUAAAUAAUGAUUAUAGCGAGUAUUAUCCAUUCUUCGAGGAAUCUACCAACUUUCCCAAGGUGGGAGAAUGUCCGAUUGAGCCGCAAGAAUUUUACGUCAAAAAUAUGGUACUGAACUCGAACACCUUCCCUCCAUAUUUGCCGAAAGGGUUGUGGCGACUGUCCAUAAUUGUGCAGACAGUUGGCGGAGAGAAUAUUUUGUCCUGGAUACAUGUGUACUUCAAGUUGGAGGAUGCUGGUGUUUUUUGAGUGGUGAAAUUGAAAAUACUGUGCGGGAACUCCGUUAAAAGGAAGGGUACUUUUUUAGGCGGAUGUAAUUAAUUUUAAUUGUGAUGUA